Lottia gigantea (owl limpet) is the source of this 390-nucleotide messenger RNA. RefSeq lists its product as hypothetical. Bases 1 to 390 code for a protein of 129 amino acids. The record is from RefSeq and is a predicted model, not a curated record. NCBI's taxonomy places the organism in Eukaryota, Metazoa, Mollusca, Gastropoda, Lottiidae. The transcript is spliced from 2 exons.
AUGGGGGACAUGGGAUGGCUGAAGGGUGAUAAUUUAGUUAAGAUUGAAUUGUUUAGAUAUUGGAAUAGACUUAAACUCAACGAUAAUAUUCUUUGUAAAACUGUACAUAAAUGGGCCAGUAGACGUAAGUCUUCCUGGGAUCACCGAGUAUUAAGUAUCGGUCGAGAACUACAUGUAUUAAAUGAUCAAAGUGACACUGUAUGUAUUGAUGAUGUGUGGGAUAGUCUAUGGGAAAGGGAAGUGGGUCAGUGGUCAAGGGGUGUAUGGAAUGACAUGUUAAUGGAAACAAACUCCGGUCAUACCGCAUCUACAAAACUGAAUUCGGAACAGAACCCUAUUUCAGUUGAAGAUAUGAUACUACUACAGAUAGCAUUACAGAGAUAUCCAUAG